UAAAACAAAAGAUCAAUCAUAUGUUACUUCUGUCAUUUGAAGGAUAGCGUGAUUUGUGACGACCGAAUUUGUGACAUUUUGAAAGAAACUGUAAAAGUAGUAGGAUCAUGUCCUAAAAAUAGAAAAGAAAUGGAAGAGGUUUCCAGGCGCAAGAACUGCCAGCAAUAUGUUGAAGAAGCCAAACUCAAAAAUUGCAGGGACUAUGGAAAGAUACAAUACCACUGCGUAAUUAAUUCUUUUGGAAAUCAAUCGCUUGAGGUGUGUGCACCAGAGAAAAUAAUUUUUGGGUUUUGCACAGAAUUCAAUCAAGAGAUAGGAAAAAUCCUUGCUAAUUACUAUUUGGACUGCACAACUUUCAUGCCACCCUGCGAAAAAAAGUAUUACUCAUCUAAUGCAUAUCUAUACAAAGGGUGUUAUAACUACAGCAACAAUAUGAAAGUGUGAGUACAUAAAGACGCUUUUCACUAAUAGAUUUUGAUCUGACCUUACAUACAAUGAUGCAGUAAACGGAAAUCUUUUACGUCUGCA
This is a messenger RNA of Saccostrea cuccullata (small rock oyster), 528 nucleotides long. RefSeq lists its product as uncharacterized. The transcript has 3 exons. The record is from RefSeq and is a predicted model, not a curated record. Lineage: Eukaryota; Metazoa; Mollusca; Bivalvia; Ostreida; Ostreidae. Bases 130 to 444 code for a protein of 104 amino acids.